CUGAUUCAUUAACGAAUAGAAGAGCCGCGUUACUGGAAAUUCUAUCAAGUGACAUCAAUUAGUGUUCAUUCUACAACACAGUGUUUCACCUCUAAGUUAAAUGUGAAUAAGUUGAGAAAUUGGAAAUUUUUUGUGAAAUAAAUCAAUCCAUGAUAGUGUUGUCGUUGAAAAAUCGCUACAAUUAUGUGACUUAUUCUUCCUGACCAGUGCGUUUCGUUUUAUUCAUAUUUUCUUCAAGAAUAAAGAAAGAAUACCAAAUGGCAGUCAAUGUAUCGAAGUGUUCUCAAAGAAUCAAGAAAGUGCCACCGGAUGGUGGGUAUGGAUGGGCCAUAGUAGCAGCAUUCGCCAUUUCUUAUGGAAUUCUUGUGCCUGCUAUCACGAAUUUUGGUCUGAUCUUCAAAGACAAACUUACAGCCAUGAACUUAUCAGCCAGUGACAUUUCACUUGUAAUUAAUAUUAAUUCAGCCUUCAGUAUGUCGAUGGGCUUAAUUAACGGUGCACUGCAACGAAAUUUUGGAUAUCGAAAGAUUGGAAUUGUGUCUGGUGCAGCAUUUGCGCUUGGUAUUAUACUAUGUUCGUGCUCGAGUAAUUUUAUUAGUUUCGUUUUCACAUACGGACUUCUGACUGCUGCUGGAUUCGGAUUAUCGUUAUCAUCGUUUCAACUUGCUAUAAGUACAUACUUUCUAGAAAAGAGGAAUAAAGCUACUGGUAUUGCAAUGUCAGUAGCUGGUAUUGGACCGAUUCUUUUCCCUCCUAUGGUCACGUACUUAUUAAUGACCUAUGGUGUCAAUGGAACUGUUUUGAUUCUUGGCGGCAUAUCUAUUCAUACCGUAAUGGCCGCACUGAUGCUCCAGCCUAUUAAAUGGCAUAUGAAGCUAAUACUAGUUCAACCUGAAGAAGAGGUUCUAAUAAAGGAAUGUAGUGACAGUGACGAAAAGUCAGACGAUGUUUUCGUAAAGCCAGGGUUUUACAUAGGUAUAAAGGAAUCGAAUGCAAAUUCACAUAAACAUAAACAUUCGGAUAACAUAGACUUAUCGUCUGGAGAUGAGGAGGAACCCGUAGAUAGGUCAUAUAAUUACAUCGAUCAUGAUAUAGAUAUGCAGAGCAUAUACGGCUGCGAGCAGAUGCCAAUUGUGCGUAAGAUGUCGACGAAACAAGUGAAUCGUUGCGAUAGUGCCAUUCAUAACAGCUACUCAUUGAAAGAAUUGAACAGCAAAUACAUUCGAAGCUCAAGUGUAGAAGGAGCGGUCAAUGCUCAUCUCGUCAAGCCACGUAAAAGAUGGUUCGAAACUGGAUCUAUUGAUACCAUAAAUUUAGGUAGUGCGGUCGACAUCUUUGGUCAACGAGGGCUCGAUCGAAAUGAGUCAAAGCGAUUGAUGCAUUCAUUCAGUCGGAUAGUUGAAGAAGAAAAUAAGACAGCAGAAGAAAUGGACGAGGAGGAAAGGAGAAAGAGUGAAAUUAUUCAGGAGAAAAUAGCUAUGGAAAAGAUGAUAAACGAGAAACAGCAUACCUCAUUUUGGCGUGCUGUUGGCAGGUGGACCGUUCAUUUCUUCGAUCUGGAUCUGUUGCGCGACAAGACUUACGUCAACAUAUUGCUUGGAAUCUCAUUUGCUAUAUUUGCCGAAUUCAAUUUUUCCAUUUUAACACCGUUCAUUUUGUACGAAAUGGAUUUCAGUACCGUUGAAGUUGCCAGUCUGAUGUCAACGGUGGCUAUAUCGGACGUAAUAAGUCGAUUCGUUUCGCCAUGGAUUGGAGACUAUUUCGAGCAAUCGUCUCGAAUUAUGUAUAUGAUCAGUUUGGUGUUUUUGGUGGUUAUUCGUAUGGCUUUUCUCUGGGUAUCAUCCUACAGCACAAUGAUAUUCAUCAUGAUAAUACUGGGAAUAGGACGAGGCAUUCGAACCGUUUAUAUGAACGUUAUAAUACCAGACCAUGUACCAAUUGAACGUUUAGCAUCCGCAUCCGGUUUACAGAUGGUCACGAAUGGAAUAUUUUUGUUAAUAUUCGGAUCGAUUAUUGGAGUGAUGAGGGACAUAUCAGGAACCUACGCGUCUUGUAUAGUAUUCAUAAACGUUGUGACGGUGCUAACAUUAAUAAUGUGGUCAGUGGAAUUAAUCUAUGUCCAUGUAACACGGACAAAUUGAGGCAAAACUCAAUAGUGAAAAUUGUCAUCGUAAUUACUGUAACAAUAAAAUUUUAGUAUGCGGAUCGUUCAACUUCAUC
Bradysia coprophila is the source of this 2220-nucleotide messenger RNA. RefSeq lists its product as uncharacterized. Gene Ontology annotation, molecular function: monocarboxylic acid transmembrane transporter activity. Gene Ontology annotation, biological process: transmembrane transport; monocarboxylic acid transport. The record is from RefSeq and is a predicted model, not a curated record. NCBI's taxonomy places the organism in Eukaryota, Metazoa, Arthropoda, Insecta, Diptera, Sciaridae.